AUGAUUACCUAUCAACGUGAUAGAGAUAUCUCGUCGUCAUCAAAUUCGUCAUCGUCCAUCUUAUCUAUUCGUCCAUCAUUUAGUGAUUACACAUUUUGUGGUGUUAAUGAAGCAAACUAUUAUCCAUCGUUUUAUCCAUUCGUUGGACAAACAUGGACGCCUACAAAUUUUAAUCUGACAUCGACUAUUGCUCAACCAUGUGAAUAUGACAAUAUGUUAUCAGCAGGCAAACAAACAAAAGCAAAACGACGUCGUGUUGCAUCAGUGGCUCAGCGCCGAGCAGCUAACGUUCGUGAACGUAAACGGAUGUAUAAUUUAAACGAAGCAUUUGAUCAACUAAGAGAAAUUGUGCCUAUAUUUGCUUAUGAAAAAAAAUUAUCGCGAAUUGAAACACUUCGUUUGGCUAUUAUGUAUAUUGCAUUUAUGACACAAAUUAUUAAUGGGAAAACGGUCGAUACAGCAUCAUUGAGCGCAAAGAAAGCUUUGGAAGAAUGGCUCAAUGAUCCACAAAAUUCACUAGCAGUAGAUCAACGGUUAUUUAUGGAAACAUCAUAUUCCCUUGACACAGAUUCAAGUUGUAGUUUGUGA
This is a messenger RNA of Didymodactylos carnosus, 588 nucleotides long. Lineage: Eukaryota; Metazoa; Rotifera; Eurotatoria; Philodinida; Philodinidae. The record is from the annotation of a GenBank genome assembly.